AUGGCGCGACCAACGGAAGGCUUUGAUUUGCAACUAUACCUGGCGGUCUCUAACCAUUCGGUAAGCGCCGCCCUCAUUCAAGAGUCUCCAGUUCUUAAAUUAAUUUAUUUUGUUAGCAGAACUCUGCAGGGAGCAGAAGAGCGAUAUUCCCAGGUGGAAAAAGUGGCCCUAGCUUUGAUUACUGCAGCUAGAAGACUCCGACCGUACUUCCAGAGUCAUCAAGUCGUUAUCCGGACGAACCACCCGAUCGCCAAAAUUCUCCAAAAACCGGAUCUAGCGGGCCGAAUGGUUGCCUGGUCCAUUGAAUUAUCAGAAUUCGGCCUCCGUUUCGAACCACAUGGCUCCAUCAAAGGUCAACAUCUGGCCGACUUCACGGCAGAACUUUCGCCGGCAAUCAUACCGCCCACAUGGACUUUAAGCAUGGACGGAUCCUUAGACAGGAAAGGAGGCGGUGCUGGAGUCGUACUCGAGGGACCGAACGGUGAACUUGUCGAACAGGCCAUAUCCUUCAAUUUUCAACUCAGUAAUAACCAAGCUGAGUACGAGGCCCUAAUCAGCGGGCUACUUUUGGCUGUGGAAUUGGAGAUCGAGCGCUUGGAAUGCCGAAUGGACUCACAGCUAGUCGUCGGUUUCAAUAUUGCACAUGUACCUCGAGCACAGAACUCCCGAGCGGAUCUAUUCUCUAAGCUGACACACAGUCGGAACAAAUCUCAACUAACCUCGGUGAUCCGAACCACACUGGAUAAACCCUUGUUAGAGACGUGUUCCAUUGAUCUCACCUCCUCAAAAACUGACUGGCGACACGAAAUCAUACAACUAAUGACUCAACAGGAACAGGGCGGGUUUGUGAGUGCCUUCGACUCUAAACGAAUCGCCCGUUAUACCUUCAUCGGCGACGACCUUUACCGACGCGGGUAUACCACCCCACUAUUGAAGUGUCUAUCUGCAGAUGAAGGAAAAUAUGUCAUUCAAGAGCUGCAUCACGGAAUCUGUGGUACACACUCGGGCAAAAGACUACUUCAAGCAAAAAUCCUACGAGCAGGCUUCUAUUGGCCUACCAUUGAAAGAGACUACGCAGAUUUCGUACGAAGGUGCAUCUCUUGUCAAUCUCAUGGACAUGAUACCCGAAUCCCUCCAUCCGAACUCAUGGGAAUCAUCUCCCCAUGGCCUUUCGCUCAGUGGGGGAUGGACAUAGCCGGCCCCUUACCGAUCGGCAGCGGACAGCGCAAAUAUCUCCUUGUGGCGGUAGACUAUUUCACCAAGUGGAUCGAAGCGGAGGCCCUCGCAACAAUUACCGCCCGAAAAACUAAUGGUCAAGCAGAGGCGGCCAACAAAGUCAUAAUUGCUGAACUGAAGAGACGUCUGGGACAAGCCAAGGGUUUAUGGGUUGAAGAGCUACCUGAAGUAUUGUGGGCUACCGUUGCACACCGCACGGCACUACCGGCGAAACUCCUUUCAACCUCACAUAUGGAACGGACGCUAUGCUACCGGUCGAAGUUGGAGAGCCCUCCUUGCGGCGGAAUAUACAAGAUAUGA
Messenger RNA from Vigna radiata var. radiata (mung bean), 1536 nucleotides. RefSeq lists its product as uncharacterized. The transcript is spliced from 3 exons. The coding region runs from base 1 to 1536 and encodes 511 amino acids. Gene Ontology annotation, molecular function: RNA-DNA hybrid ribonuclease activity; nucleic acid binding. NCBI's taxonomy places the organism in Eukaryota, Viridiplantae, Streptophyta, Magnoliopsida, Fabales, Fabaceae. The record is from RefSeq and is a predicted model, not a curated record.